This is a messenger RNA of Thermothelomyces thermophilus ATCC 42464, 588 nucleotides long. RefSeq lists its product as uncharacterized. Bases 1 to 588 code for a protein of 195 amino acids. The record is from RefSeq and is a predicted model, not a curated record. NCBI's taxonomy places the organism in Eukaryota, Fungi, Ascomycota, Sordariomycetes, Sordariales, Chaetomiaceae. The transcript has 5 exons.
AUGGUUGUAUCAAUCCGAGUUCUGGUUACCUCAGGCCCACUCUGGCAUAGUGGAUUGCCGGACCGGAUUCGGCAUUACGACCCCGAACCCCCUCGACCGGGCCAGGGGGGUACAGAGGCACGGAAAGGAGAAGGGUUGCAUGUUCGCCUCGCUCCACACGCCUCGCCUCGCCAGAAAAAAAAGUGUGGGAAUAGCACGAGGGGCAGCCCGGCCGCUGGCCAUGGCAGUGUGCAAUCGGAUGGUCCGGCUGACAGGGCAGGCUGCAGCACAGCUCCGUCCUGGGCGACUGAGGGCUGCACCGUGAAGGUCGGUGCCUGCAUCGGCAUGCGGGAUGGUAGGAAUGGGACGAUAGGAAGCCGCCGAAUCCUGCCAACGACAUGCAUCCCGCAAAAUCGCUUUGGUGUUUCAACCUACCUUCUCGGGAACUUCCUUACCAAGGCGUUCCAUAUCACAUCAAGUGCCCGGUCGGACACAGGUGUCCUACGUGGUGCCACGUGGGAGAGGGGGGAGGAGGGGGCAGUGAACACGACAGUGCUUUCUCCGCUCUCGGCCAGAUUCUCCAAGAACCGCCCCCUGGAUAGGGAAUGA